CAGUCUUCAGAAAUGGUCAAAAUCUUUGCAAAAUAGCAAACAAAUUCACCUCAAAUUAAUAGAAAAUUGCAUCCAAACUCUGAAAUUCCCAUGCAUCCGUCUAUGUACGUUAUCCGAGAACAAAUAUAAUUAUAUGUUACUUCCUUUGCUGGUUUAUUUAUAAACCAUUCCACCUACCAAACCUCCACACUCAGAUCCAUCAAAGUUAACCAAACACUUGAGAAAGAUGCCCAAGAAACUCCAAAAGCGUUUCCAAGAUUACCUCACCAAGAUUAAGAAACCACCCCCUUCAAUCCAAUUCCCCUCUAAAAAAUGGAUGCGAGCCUGUAAACAUCCGGAAACCCUAUCUUUCGCUAUCAACAACAAUGAGACUCAGGACAAAGAUGAUGAUGCGGCAACACUCUCAGAUAUUGAUGAGUUUCUCUUCGAGAAUUUCAGGUCACUGUACCUGAGAGAUGAUCAAGGAGACACCACCGAUGAUUAUGAAAGAAGAGAAGAGAAAGAUCUACAUCGUCCUCCUCGUGACGCCCUUCGGGAUAAAAACCUACAGAUGAAAGAAGGCCAUCGUGGUGAUCAGAAAAAUGAAAGCACAAACGAGCCCUUUUGGGAUAAACGACCUCUAAAGCUGAAGAAGCGUCGUCCAGAUCAUCAAGAAACCCAAAAUAACCAAGAUGGGUUUCUGUUCGAAUCCCCUCGACUGAAUAUCGAUCCACCGGCGGUAGAUCUCUGCGGCUCACACAGGUUUUCAGUGUCCCCAGGUCGACUGUCAAGCUCGGUUCAGACUAGCACAACCACCACCACGACAUCUGAGGACGCAGGAUCCAGCUCUAGGUCAACACGAACCCUAAACGGCUCUGCUACCCCUAUCACAUCACAUUCUAAUGAUAACUAUCGCAGUACAAAAGAUGUGGCACUUCCCAGUGACUGUAUAUCAGUGUUGAUGUACUCUCCCAACCCUGGCUACGAGUUUAAAAGAUCCAUGCAUGACAUGGUUGAAGCUCGCCUCAGAAACAAGGCAAAUGUCGAUUGGAAUUUCAUGGAGGAGCUUCUGUUUUGUUAUCUUAAUCUCAACGAGAAGAAGUCCCACAGAUUCAUACUGAGCGCUUUCGCGGAUAUGGUCGUGGACAUGCGUCAGGAUUCUGACAUGGCUUCGGCGAGAUCACGGAAACUUUGAAAAUCCAGGUGAAGGACCAUGGAUUUCAGGGAAGAACAGGAAGAAAUAAGUGCUGGGAUACAAAUGUAGGCUUUAUUUAUUAAUUAGAUUGCUUCUGGCGUUAUGCACUAUCCUAUGCUUGUACUAUUGUACUAUAUUCAUCGAUCAUGUACCUUUCAAGAAAAUCAAACAAUUUCUCUAACAUUCAAAUUUUGUAAUUUUGUGGGU
Messenger RNA from Argentina anserina (silverweed cinquefoil), 1381 nucleotides. Its product is annotated as transcription repressor OFP14. Gene Ontology annotation, biological process: negative regulation of DNA-templated transcription. Bases 227 to 1174 code for a protein of 315 amino acids. The transcript has a single exon. The record is from RefSeq and is a predicted model, not a curated record. Lineage: Eukaryota; Viridiplantae; Streptophyta; Magnoliopsida; Rosales; Rosaceae.